Molecule: messenger RNA, 1845 nt
Organism: Maniola jurtina (meadow brown)
Lineage: Eukaryota; Metazoa; Arthropoda; Insecta; Lepidoptera; Nymphalidae
Product: beta-1,3-glucosyltransferase
Exons: 12
Coding region: 354-1778 (474 amino acids)
Cellular component (GO): membrane
Molecular function (GO): acetylglucosaminyltransferase activity
Source: RefSeq, a predicted model, not a curated record
UUCAAAUUUCAAAACAACAUUGAACAACAUAAACAAAUCAAACUUUUUCUGGAAUUUAUUUCUAUUUUUUAUCUUAACUAUUGUUUUAUUUUAUGAUUUAGUGGGUUUUGUAAUAAUGAUCGUCGCCGGAACAAUUCAGUAGCCUCUACGCUAUUUUUGGAGCCAACGAGUAAAAUGUAAAAUUGAACCACAAAAACUUGCUGUAGUUUAUUGUAACAUUAUGCACUACAAUCUUAUUGGAAAAUGCUAUACUAAUAAGUUCAGAAAUAUAUUCCCGCGUUUUCCCAUUUUCACGGCAGUUACCCUCCGAACGUAGGGGGAGGCGCACGUUCGCCGCGAAAGUUUCCGCCAAAAUGAUCGCGAGAGUAACCGUGUUGAUGUUAGUAGCUUGUGUUCAGACAGCAUCCAGUUUUGGUUCAAAAAAUGUAGUGUUCACAAUAGUUAGUCAACCUGAGCCAUACCACGCGAGCGUUGCAACAAGGCUCAAGCAGGAUAUACAAAAUCAAGUUUUAGAAAUAGAAAAGCAAACGCCAACAGUCCACAUAACCCACGAAGACUUCCCAGUACCUGGAGCCUGGACAAUCAUUCCACUGCUCAGGCCGCUAGUAACAAAGUACAAAGGCAGUGAUGUGCGAUGGAUACUGCUUAUGGAGCCACAUACAGCGGUGCGCUGUGCUAAGCUGUUUGAGGCUUUGGCUGCGGCUGAUAAACAGAAGGACACAAUGUGGAUAGGUUACCCCCUUAGUGAUGACGAACCGACCAUUAUUCACCAUUUCAUGUUUUAUGAGGAUUUAGAAGAGGACGGAGGAUUUGUGUACCCUCACUUUGCUAAUGGGUUCGCGAUGAGGAUCGAACUGAUGGAUAGACUUCUAUAUCAAAUUGAGAAUGACGAGCGCAAGUUAGAGGCGGACUUUUCAAUCGACCCGGCAUUUGAAUUGGCUCAACUGGUGUAUGGAAAGAGGGAUAACCCUGGACCAUUACUAACCCCUGACCUGAGCUUCUGUGUGGUGUCCGGGGAUAACUGUGCCACAUAUCCUAGACAGUUUGACAUAUGUGGCAGUCCAAUACCCGAAGAUACGAUAUACUUUGCUGUGAAAACCUGGACUGGUUUCCACGCCACCAGAGCGCGGAUCGUCAAAAAAACUUGGGGCAGACAUGUCACUCAUCUGCAGUUCUUUAGCGAUAAGAGUGAUCCCGAGCUCCCAGCCAUAGACGUGGGAGUGCUAAACACAAAGACUGGCCAUUGCCUGAAGACCAUGACAAUACUGAAGGAGGUUGUGAAGAGAGUCGAGAAGAUGCCACAUAUCCAGUGGAUUUUCUUGGCGGAUGAUGAUACCAUACUUGGUGUACAAAGGCUGUGCGAAGUGCUGAGCUGUUACCGAGGCGGCUCCGAUGUGACGCUGCUAGGCGAGCGGUACGGCUACGGGUACGGCAAGAGGGAAACUGCUGCCAAAGGCUACGACUACAUCACCGGCGGAGGCGGCACGGUGCUGAGCGUGGGCGCGGCGCGUGCGAUGCGCGUGUGCGCGUGCGCAUCGCCCUCCGCGCCCGACGACAUGGCCUUAGGCGCUUGCGCGAUGCAUCGCCUCAACAUUACGCUUACACAUUCACCAUUAUUCCACCAGGCUCGGCCACAAGACUACGCGCGCGAGGUGUUAGCGCGAGACCGGCCGGUGUCCUUCCAUCGCCACUCGUCGCCGGAACCGCUCCGAGUGUACGCGACGUGGUUCCAACAUGACGACCUCGCGCUCAGAAAGAGGAACCGGGAUGAGCUGUAGAUAUUAAUUAAAUAACAAGUGUAAAUUAAAAAUUUAUAACACCCCCGACAAGUGAAGGUUACAGUGA